UCAUUAAACGUGCAAAAGGGACAAUUAAAAUAUAAUAUGCACUUUAUUGCUAAAAAUAUUUAAUUGUGUUAAGCAUUACAUUAGAUUUACACUCUAUAAAUGGAUCAUAUCUCAUUUUACUUGAAAACAAGAAAGAAAGAAGAAAAAAAAUAUGGCCAAGACUCUCAAAUUUCUUUAUGCAAUAAUUGUAUUGUUUUCUCUAUUCCUUCUUUCGAUGGAGGAUAUUGCUGGUCGUCCAUGUGAAACUGAUGAAGAUUGUCCAUUCUCAAUGAUUACUCCUAACAUGCUGAGAAUCAUUUUUAAGUGCGUUAAAAAAGUAUGUACAAAGUUUCAAGAGGUUCCUCUAAUACCAUAAUUACAAUGAAUAAUCUUCAUUUUGAAAUAUCAAAAAAUAUGCAUAAUAUAUUUAUGAUGAAUAAUUGUAAUUUAUAUAUUUAUAUCGUUUGUAAUUUCAUGUACCUUCAAAUUAUGGCUUUGUUCUCUAAAAUUUUGAUAAUCAAAUAAAAAAGGCAAUAAAAUUAUUAGAA
Messenger RNA from Vicia villosa (hairy vetch), 527 nucleotides. Its product is annotated as nodulin-3-like. The transcript is spliced from 2 exons. NCBI's taxonomy places the organism in Eukaryota, Viridiplantae, Streptophyta, Magnoliopsida, Fabales, Fabaceae. The record is from RefSeq and is a predicted model, not a curated record. Gene Ontology annotation, molecular function: metal ion binding. Bases 152 to 355 code for a protein of 67 amino acids.